Messenger RNA from Elephantulus edwardii (Cape elephant shrew), 1188 nucleotides. RefSeq names its product zinc finger, FYVE domain containing 19 (gene ZFYVE19). Gene Ontology annotation, biological process: mitotic cytokinesis checkpoint signaling; abscission. Gene Ontology annotation, cellular component: midbody; cleavage furrow; centrosome. The coding region runs from base 1 to 1188 and encodes 395 amino acids. The transcript has 11 exons. The record is from RefSeq and is a predicted model, not a curated record. Gene Ontology annotation, molecular function: metal ion binding; phosphatidylinositol-3-phosphate binding. NCBI's taxonomy places the organism in Eukaryota, Metazoa, Chordata, Mammalia, Macroscelidea, Macroscelididae.
AUGGAUAGUAGGUGCUACGGCUGCGCAGCCAAGUUCACACUCUUCAAGAAGGAGUGCGGGUGUAAAAACUGUGGCCGGGCCUUCUGUUCUGGCUGCCUCAGCUUCAGUGCAGCAGUGCCCCGGGCUGGAAACACUCAGCACAAAGUCUGCAAGCAGUGCCAUGAGGUCCUGACUAGAGGGUCUACUUCAGCCAGCACCUCCAAGUGGUCACCACCCCAGAACUAUAAGAAGCGCAUGGCAGCUUUAGAAGCUAAGCAGAAGCCUGGCACUCCCCGAAGCCAGGGACUGACCCAACAAGACCAGGUCAUUGCCGAGCGCCUGGCAAGACUCCGCCAGGAGAACAAGCCCAAGAUGGUAGCCUCACAGGCAGAGAUAGAAGCCCGGCUGGCUGCGCUUAGGGAUGACCCCCAGCGUUCCAUCCCUUCUACCCAGGAGAUGGAGGCACGGCUUGCCACAUUGCAGGGCAGAGCUCCACCUUCUCAGACACCCCAGCUGGUGCAUCAGACACCAGACACCAGGACCCACAUCCAGCAGGCGCAGGAUCUGCUGACACAGCUGGCAGCUGAGGUGGCUAUUGAUGAGAGCUUGGAACGGAGAGGCCCCGCUGCCUCUAUCCAGAAUGACCUCAACCAGGGUGGCUCAGGAGGCCAGGGUGCCAAUCCUACAGAGCAGGCUGCCUGGUCUGUGGAGGAGGAGAAGAGCAGGCUGCUGGCCAGGGCAGCAGUUGAGCUGAGGGAGGAGAACACGAGGCAGGAGAAGAUCCUGGCUCUCGCCAAGCGGCUGGCCGUGCUGCGGGGGCAGGACCCUGAUGGAGUGACCCUCCAGGACUAUCGCCUCCCAGACAGUGAUGAUGAUGAAGAUGAGGAGACAGCCAUCCAGAGAGUUAUGCAGCAGCUAACUGAAGAAGCUGCCCUGGAUGAAGCAAGUGGCUUUAACAUUCCUGCAGAGCCAGCCAGCCAACCCCAGGCCCAGCCACACAAGGCAGAGCCUGAGGCCCCCAAGCCUGAGACAGAGAUAGAGGAGCUCCCCUGGUGCUGCAUCUGCAAUGAGGAUGCCUCCCUGCGUUGUACUGGCUGUGACGGAGACCUCUACUGUGCCCGCUGCUUCAGGGAAGGCCACGAUGCCUUUGAGCUUAAAGAGCACCAGACAUCUGCUUAUCACCCACCACGAGCAAGCCGAGAACACUGA